This is a messenger RNA of Apis florea (little honeybee), 3312 nucleotides long. It is a transcript of the gene aop, whose product is annotated as ETS variant transcription factor anterior open. Gene Ontology annotation, cellular component: nucleus. The record is from RefSeq and is a predicted model, not a curated record. Gene Ontology annotation, biological process: cell differentiation; regulation of transcription by RNA polymerase II. Gene Ontology annotation, molecular function: DNA-binding transcription factor activity, RNA polymerase II-specific; sequence-specific DNA binding. NCBI's taxonomy places the organism in Eukaryota, Metazoa, Arthropoda, Insecta, Hymenoptera, Apidae.
CGCGACUCGCGGCUCAGUCGCUCGCUAGCUACGAGAUUGGGUAGAUUAAUUUUAUCGUGUAUACAUCGCUUUCAAAUACUCGCGAGACGAAUCAAAUCGUGUCCAAGGUGAAAAGAGACCCGUUUCGUGUUUCGUAUCCUUCUCGAAUUUGUCUAAUUACUCCCUUGUAAACCUCCGAUAACCUUAAGACUCAGUGAAUAAGAGACGAACAAGAGUGCGAGAGGGAGGGAGAGUGAUUCGAGUGUGCCGACUGUGAUACACUUAGCCGCGUAGAUAGCCGCUCUGUGAUAUACGCGUACACACAUGGAUAUUUCGAUACCUCUGGACUUUUCUCGUAUGGACACGAAAAGCUGUUAAUAAAGAUAUUCAAGCUUUUAAUAUUGUUAAUUGCGAAUCCUACUUAUGUGCAAAGAUAAAUGAGAAAUUCAUCGAAGAUAUUGGAUAUGGAUAUAUAAAUAAAUACGUACAAGAUAGUGCAAACGAAAGAAGACGGAGAUAAGAGAGACACGGACGGAGAGAGAUAGAGAAGAGUAGCGGAAGAAAAGAUACACGUGCGCGUGGUCGGUGUCUCGAGGAUACCUGUGGAUGCCAGGCUGGAGUUGCGACGUAUUAGGGCGCGGAUUUCUGUCCGAUGACCGCCGAGGAGAUUCAUUUCGAUUCACUAACCGAUCUUCAGUAUUGAUAUUACGCCGCAUCAGACGGUUUAUCAGCUAAGCUACAACUGAGAGAAGAAAGGGCAGAAAGCAUACGUACAGAACGUGUUAUGAAAUUGUUGCCGUCGAUUCAACUGCCGCAAUUACCGCCGGUUUCGGCCGGGGGUGGAAUGACGGGAAUGGACUCUCGGCUACCACCCGGUAUAUCUUUACCUUUUAGUCCUACUGAGCUACUCUGGCGAUACGGUCCCGCUAUGAAUUUUCCACCGACUCACCCGCCACCAAGUCCCUUUCUCGAUUUCAAGACGCACCUACCGGCAAGUUUGGGUAAGUUCCACUAUUCGUUUCUUCUGAUGAGAAAGAACUUCGUUUUGGGGAAGCAAAAAUUAUUGGCUUCUUUUUCGAAAAGUAUUCGAUGGAUAGAGAUUAAAAAAAAAAUUAAUAAAUUUCAAUGUAACUAUCAACUAUUUCAAAACGAAAUAGAACUCGUUUUAAACAGAAUAUCAUUUUUGUUUAGAUUUCUGCGAAACCCAACGGAGUUGAAGAAUAUAAAGAACAUAUCUCAGCUGCGUCAGCAAAUGCGGAUAAAGUCAGAACCGGAAGAAGAAGGCGGAAGUGGCGUCGAGCCGGAAAUCGAUAUGCCAACAGACCUCUCGAUGUCUAGUAUGAGUCAGCCAUCGAGCGAGCAACAACAGCAACAACCUCUAUCUCUUCUCGAUCCACCUGUAAAAUAUAGAAGUCAUGCGUAUAAUCUCGUAAAAACCAAUCAAGAGUCGGAAGAGCAAAAGUGACGUGAAACAUAGCAUUGUGACUAUCCGUUUUAAAUGCUGACAAGAUCAACAUAUUUUGUGUUAUGCACAUACUCGUUAUUUGAUUCGAAACAGUCACGUUUCGAAAUAAUACGAAGAGAUUUACUUUUAGCUAUAUGUCAAGUAUGUUGACAAAAUUGUUGAAAAAGAAUGUUUGUUUUCAAAAUAAUACACCUCUAGGGAUAUUUGCUGCCGUUUAAGAAUCACUAGGUCAUCAGCGCCACUGUUCAAAUAAUAAAGCUUGCGAGAAAGUUAUUAGGUUAUAAAUUAGCAACUAUCGUAUCAUUAACGUGUCUCCGGAACUAAUACAUGAUAAAAGACUGACAAAUAAAAUAUUGUGCGAGUUAUGUAUCAAAAUAUACAAGUUAUGAGGAGAAUAAUUUUGAAAACAACAACAUUGUGUAACGUCGUUGACUUGCCUUGAAUCGAAAACUAAUUGUUAGUACUAUAUCAUAAUGCUUAUCUGGUUCUUGGUUUAUUUGUCAACUUUAUUUCGAUAUUCGACCGCAACUUCGAAAACGUCCACCGAUUUUGAAUCGAGGAUCGAGGAUCGAGCAAUCAUCAACGCGGUUCAUCGAUUUCCACGCGUUUCAAAUAGAUAAUUGGCUGUUCAGAAUCUUGUUGAAAAAGCCAAUUGUGCUACAAUUGUGGAGGACGCUUCGAUGAAGCUGAACUUUCGCGGAUAUUCCGCCGUUUGUUUUCCAUCCUUCGUGUUAACGCACGUACGCGAGUGUGAAACGUUUCUCGCUUCUACAACGAACUACUUUAGAAAUGCUUAUAGAGCGUUAUCGACGAACGUACAAAACGGUGUUCGGGAAACGAUCGAAAUAUUUUAUUCCAAAGUUAUUCUGUGAUGUAAACUUUAGCUUGAAAGUAAAUUUCUCGGAGUAACAUAUACUUAGUUGUAACUAGAGAUUGAAUUUAUCGAACAUUUUUUUAUUUGAACAAAAGAAGUUGUUAUGAAAGAUUUUUAUGUAAGAUUAACGAUUAUAUGUAAUAUAUAGUUCGAUCCUGUAAAGAGGAUUCAAUAUUAUGCGAUCCAUUUUGUAAAUACUUAAAUUCGAUGAAAUUUCAAAGUUAGUUUCCCGUUGCACCGACUCAGUUGUGCCAAUCUAAUCGUCGGUAAUACGUAUAUAUGCGCGUUUAGUUUAGCGUUCUGUAUACAAAGAAACAAAGGGAGAAAACGUAUCUAUCGUUUUGAAAUUUAAUUGAAACGAUAUUGAGGAUCGUUUAUAUCCCUAAAUCGUGUAAUAGAUACGUGUAAAUAAGUUGACGAGCUAAAAAAAAAAAGAUAUAAUGAACUCAAUUAAAAAAAAAAAAAAAUGCGAGAGUUUUAAGGAAUUCGGGGCCAGAGUUAUAUAUAUACAUAUAUAUGAAUAUAAAUUUAUGUAUAAAUAAAUCUCUAUAUAUAUUAUAUAUAUAUAUAUUUUACUACCGAAGAGAAAUUUAUAUUCGAAAUUUCUACGUUCGUUGUCGAUGCGAUUGUGGCUCACAUUCCUCGCCAACGGAUCCUAGAUUUUAAAGAAAUAAAAAAGAAAUAAAAAAGAAAUGUCACUAGGGACCGAAGGCGCGUGUAUGAUUAGAAACUGGUCUUAAGAUCAUAUUUUUACUAAAGACUCGACUCACACACACGAGACAGAAAGUAUGAAAAAAUUCUUAUCAUGAGUGAAUCAAUGUACGUAUACAUGUGUAUGAAUAUGUGAGAAUGUGUGUGUGCAAGAGUAAAAGAGAGAAAGACAAAUAGAAGUCUGCGAAAAUGAAAAGUGCAUUAGCAGCAAGAGAUUUAUAAAUGAAAAAAAAAAGUUGUAUUUGGCUAUUUGUAUACUGUGAUCUCCGUGAAGUUUUUAUCA